Messenger RNA from Ostrea edulis (European flat oyster), 12248 nucleotides. RefSeq names its product WD repeat and FYVE domain-containing protein 3-like. The coding region runs from base 214 to 10854 and encodes 3546 amino acids. NCBI's taxonomy places the organism in Eukaryota, Metazoa, Mollusca, Bivalvia, Ostreida, Ostreidae. The transcript has 71 exons. The record is from RefSeq and is a predicted model, not a curated record. Gene Ontology annotation, molecular function: metal ion binding; protein binding.
AAAGAAGGUAAGCGCCAUCUAUGGAAAAACAGAAAAUGAGAUGCACGGAAGUAAAUAUUUGCAAUGGAAGAACUGGGAGAGAACUUUUCAACAGAGCGCCGAAAUUAAUUGAAAUGUAGAAAGAUAACGCACAAUUGCACUCCCUUGAAUUGUCAUGUGAGUAAGACCAGGAUCAUGGAGAUAUACUGGUAGUGGUAUUCACAUUGAAAAAAGAUGAAUUACAUAAAGAAACUUGGAGCUGGGAUGCGACCAUCAGCAGACCAAAAGGAUUAUGUACUUGGGCUUACACACCUCAGGAAGCUGUUUGCAGAAUUCCGACAUCCAACAAGGAAAGCUACCCAGGAGGAGCAAGAAUACAAGCUGUAUAACAUGAUUCCACUCUUUGUCAAGGUAUUUGGAGAAGUUCAUUCUAGUGAAAUGACUGAGAAAUUUGGUGAUGUAUUGCAAUUCUGUAGCCAUCUGUCAAAGUUGAUGGUCACAGAAAUACGAAGAAGAGCAUCCAAUCAAAGCACAGAGGCAGCCAGUUGUGCUAUUGUCAAUUUCCUAGAAAUGGAUUCCUCAGAAACCACAGGGAAUGGUUGGAUGUUAUUGACAGCUUUAAAUCUUCUCUCCUGUGGGAACCAGGCCCUAAUCGACUGUAUGACAGCUGCCUCCCUCCCUUCCACUCUUGUCAAGUGUCUUUAUCUCUUCUUUGAUCUGCCUGGAAUUGAGGAACCAAACAAAUGUAGUCCCAACUCGGAAUUCACAGCUGAUGAAAGACGGAUAUUGCUACAGAAAAUAUUUGUUCAGAUAUUGGUUCACCUAUGUAAACACACCUCGCCAGCUGAAGAACUGGCACGGAAAGAUGACCUGAGCCUGCUAUUCAGUGCUAUCACCAGCUGGUGUCCACCCCAUAAUGCAAUUUGGAGGAAGUGUGCUGCAGAAAUAUUAAUGACGCUAUCCAGACAUGGAUUAUCUCCUAAUGUUGUUAGAUAUAUUCAUGACAAGGGUUGUGUGAGACACUGUAUCGAAAACAUGCAGAGAAUUCAAGAGUUAUCUCCCUUGGAGCUGGUUGACAUGUUUGUAACUGUGUUUUGUUUCCUAAAGGACUCUAGUGAAGUCUCUCAUGUUCUUCUGGAUGACUUCAGAUCAUGUCAAGGUUAUGUGUUCCUCUCAGAAUUCCUACUCAGGUUAGACAGGGAUGAUGGGGAGGAAUCCCAGCAGGCUUUAAGGAACCUCGUUCUGUUACUAGGGACCCUGACCACCUCAGGCUAUACCGAGAUCAAACCAAGCCAGGCUUGCUCAGGCUCACUGUUCAAAAUGCCCGGGUUCUCUGUCCCACAACCUGUCGGCAAAGGUGUGAGUGUCCGAAACAUUCAGGCAUUUUUAGUACUACAGUCAGUCUUUUUAAAGGCCAGUACCAGUGUGCUGUGUACAGUCAUAUUAGAUGUGAUCAACAGUAUUUAUCAUCAGGACAAUGCCAACUACUUCAUUCUGGAACCCCAGCAUACCUUGUCCCAGUUCUCUGAAAAAAUAUACACAAAACCUAAUGAUGUACAGGAAAAGUUUUUUGAACUCCUAGAGUUUGUCAUAUUUGAUCUGAAUUUUGUCCCAUGCAAAGAGUUGAUAAGCAUAAGUAUUCUCAUCAAAUCUAACCAAUCCCCUUCCUGUUCGGUACUGUGCUUUAGAACCCUUCAGCGAAUCCUUCAGUUUCAUUCCCUGUUCAAAGACGUUUUCCGAGAAGUAGGACUGUUGGAGGUCAUGGUGACUUGUCUCCGUAGAUAUGCAGCCCUGUUCGAGACGGCGGAGGAAGUGUCAGCAAGAGAGCCCACUUCACAAGAGCAAAAGGAGAUAGGUUGUUUAGUGAUGGAUUGUCUUACUUUGCUUCUUUCAUCCAACCAUAGCAAUGCCAAUGUGUUCCGUGAGUGUGGAGGAGCGCGAUGUGUUCAUGGAAUGGUGCAGUAUGAAGAUUGUCGUCAGCAGGCCCUUAAUAUCAUACAACAGCUGAUACUCUCACCACAAGGGGAUGAUGAUAUGGCCACACUCUUAGGACUUAUGCACACCUCUCCAGUGCUGUCUCUCCAACUUAAAACCCACAUACUCAAGGCAUUGUUGACUGUACUCAGAGAAAGCCACCGAUCAAGAACUGUGUUCAGAAAAGUCAAUGGAUUUGUCUAUGUCAUGUCUCUUCUGCUGUCCAUGGAGGGCUGUCUGCUGGACCCUCCAAAAGCACCAUGGGAUUCAGUGGAAAGGUUACCUAUCCUGAGCAUGCUCAAAACAGUGUUCAGCACUCUCACAGUCGCCAUGAGAUAUGAACCAGCUAAUGCCAAAUUCUUUGAAACACAGGUGCAAUAUGACAGUCUCACAGAAGCUGUCCGACUGCUUGGAUGUUUUUGUGGUGCAGUGGAUAUACAGCCUCUCUUAGAUACAAACCUGCAGGAUCAUGAUGUCAAGGGUAAAGAAGAAUCGUUUAGUGUUGAGGUAGAUCAGAGCAGGACUGUGUGGGAGGACUUCUUCUGGAAGAGCCCUGACAAUCAGGUGGAUGAUAAAACACCAGUCCUAUUACAAUCUGCUGCUAUUCUGGUCAAGUUCCUGUACAACAUGGUUCUGGACACAUUUGACAGACCCUCAGCAUGCCUCCAAGUACAGACAGAUUCACCUGCUCUCAAGAGACUUACAAUGGUUCAGGAGGAGGAGAAAACUCACUCAGCAUUAGGAAAGCGAGCUAGUACAGGGAGCAUCACCUUCUCUGUGAACAUCCAGUGUGACCUCAUUAUUGUACACCCUGGGGCUGUUCUGUCUAUCCUACAUUUAUUGCCUGCAGUGGAGUUUGGGGAUCAGCUCACAGUCUCCUUGGGUCUUCAGAGUUACAUUGCUGAGCUGCUGAAGGGGAUCUUGUAUACGGAGAGGAACCAGCAGAUAAUGUGUGAUGCUGGAAUGCCCCAUCAGCUGCUGACUCUAGGGUAUGUGGCUCUAGCAGAUGAUACACAUCCCCUGCACCCACCUUUCAGAGCCAUGUUCGAAAGAUUGGCAGCUCAAGCACUGACCCCCAGGGACUUAAGAGAUUUCUUGCGCCUUGGCUCCCCUUUGAACUGUCGGUCUUUGGAUGAAAUGUUUGAUGGUCCUAAGUUGUUGGAGAACUCUUGGAGUCAGAACUGGCCUGUUAGCCGAGCAUCAAGUAUUGAUGAAAGGAAGACACCCCUCCAAGUGGAAAACAAACUGAAAACAGCUGGUGAAGCAGUUCCAUUAACUCGAGUGAAAUGUCUAGUAUCCAUGACAACACCAAAGGAUGCAAGAAUUAAUGGUUCUGCAGUCACGCCAGCUUUUGUGGAGUUUGAAAUGACCACUGAAGGCUUCGGUUGUUUGUACCUUCCUACUAUAGCUCCUCAGGGGCCACCCACCCCCUCUGUUGUCAGUGGAGUUGUGGGGGUAGAUUCCACAGUUAUUGGAGGAAUAGGAACAGGAGAGCGGAUAUUUCCUCCUCAGUCUGGUAUGACUUUCUCCACCUGGUUUUGUGUGGAUAAGUUCAGUGUAAUUGCUGAUGCACACCCAGUUCGUCUACUGACUGUUGUCCGAAAUCUGCAGGGAAGAGAUGAGAACCUGGUAUGCCUGUCUGUCACCCUUACAUCUAGAGAGAGGUCCCUUAUCGUUUCAACACAGGAAACUCAGCUGCCAAACUCAGUUGGUGGUCUUGAACAAGAACCUGAACCGGUGUUGAAUGACAAUUGUGUGCGAUUUUGGUGCCCAGAGCUAACACAAGAGGGACAGUGGCACCACCUGGUGUUGAUAUUUCAUAGAGCAGGAAUCAUGAAAAACAGCAGUGUUAGUCUGUAUGUGGAUGCUGAGUUAGUUAACACUCAGAAGCUGCAUUACAUUUCUCCCAACCUUGGUGGAGGUGGCACGGCCAGUCCUACAGCGUUUACUUCAGUGUAUGCCUAUAUCGGCAGCCCACCACAGCUACGACGCAACUCUCGCCUGACAUGGAGACAGGGACCCUGUCAUCUGAUGGAGGACAUUGUAUCCAGUGCUGUGAUUAGCAGCAUAUACAAGCUAGGACCAACCUAUGUUGGAAGUUUUCAAUCCACAUGCAUAGAUGAUAUGGAGAUGUCAUGUACGCUGGUGUCUGAGGAGAAACUGGUGUUUGGUGUUCAUGCUCAUGCUGUGUCUCAGAUGACUAUUCUCUUAAUCCGGAAAAACUACAGCAAAGUAGACAGCAAGUCCAUAGCCAGACAGUUGGCUAUGUCUGCCCAUGACAAUGCCACACCAAUCAGAAUCAUCCACAACUCUGCUGGUCAUCUGAAUGGUCCGGCCAGGAGUCUCGGUGCAAUACUCAUAGGAUACCUCGGUGUUCGAACUUUCUGUCCUCGACCAGUUGCCAAAAUGCUAGAAAACAUUGGAGGUGCGUCAGCAUUGUUAGGGUUGAUUGCAAUGGCGUCGGAUGUGGAGGAGUUGUAUGCAGCUGUAAAAGCAUUAGUGUGUGUUGUCAAAAGUAACAAGUCCACUCUGAAGGACAUGGAGAGAAUCGGCGGAUACCAGCUGUUGUCAAUGUUGUACAAAAAGAAACAGAAUCUCUUAAACAGUCAUAUUCUACACCUGACAUUUUCAUUGAUUGGGACGGUUGACAGUGGAAAAGAAAGCUCUGUAAUUCCUAACAAAAAAGCCUUCCAGGACCUUCUUUGUGACCUUGAGGUCUGGCAUCAUGCUCCAUUUGACCUCCAGCGGUCAUUAUAUGAACAUUUCUUUGAACUUCUUACUGACUCUAGUGACCAGAGCAGUAAUUUCCAAUUGAUGCGUGACCUUGGAAUGGUGGCUCGUUUGCUACAUAUCCUGAAGGACAAUCAGUUGACCCCAGCCACAAUUAAAACCAUCUCCAGUGUUAUCACAGUUCUCCUGCAGGGAACCCCUGACCCUUCUGCACUACUGAAAUUGGGACAGUUUACAGUGUCAUCUCUUCCUUCCAUGUCAUCCUCAGAGAAGCAGGUGGUAAUUAAUGGCAUCAGCCCUACAGUGGAUACUGAUAGUGAUAUUGGUGCAUCUAUUUACAAGAUCAAGAUGAGAAACGUGUGUUUGGAAAUAAUACUUGAAUUAUUGCAAGAUUCAUCCUCAGGUAGCACUGUUGUAUCUGAAGAAAUUCAGAAAGUCCUGGGUUUUGAUUGGCUGCUGCUCUUUAUCCAACCACAUGUCCACCGUAGCACUGUCAUUAUUGCCCUGAGAAUCUUGCUGAACAUCUUACAAAACCAAACCUCCAUGCAGAGAUUUAGGGAGGGGAUACCAGGUGGAGGGUGGCUUAGUAACACUGAACCAGUUCUAAAGCAGCAUGUGGGAGUGAUGCUUGGUUUGAACAUAAGCACCAAGAACACUGGUCAAAAACGAGAGCUGAACCAAGAGGUUUGUAAGGUCCCAGGGUUCACAGCACUACAAUGGCUGCUCCCUAAACACAGUAACAUACCAGAGGUGUACUUCCUUAUGAUGGCGCUGUUACUAGGACAACAUGUAAACAAACUACCGACAGAUGUAGAGCUGAAUUUGGACAAAGUAUGGACUGUAAUAUUUGGGGUACCAGCAAGUAAACCAGUCUCCAUAGCUGCUAAAGAGAAACAAGCUGACCUCUGUCCAGAGGCGUCCAUUGUCAUUUUGAGCAUGAUCAGGAGUAUGCUCAAUCAGGACCAAGAGGAGCUGAGUGGAGCAUGGAUACAAGAGUACCCAGUCACACUGAUGCAGUUCUUUUUAUUCUUGUACCACAACCAGCCAGACUUCAUCCACUUGUCAUCCACUCCAGACUUUAUAAGCAGUCUAGCUGCCACUCUAUUCCCAUACAGUAUUGUGGACCAUGAUGUCACCACACCAACGGAAGAAUUCAAACCAUUCCCAGACUCCGAGAGCUUUGUAAGGGUUUGUACCCCAGAAAAAGACAUGCCAAGCCUUUUGACUGGUCAUACUGCCCGGAAAUUUAUAGUGGACUUUCUGAGGACAAUAGUAGUGGACAGCUUCUCCCAACAAGUAUCUUCCAAAACGUCCAUCAUUCUGGAUGUUGUAUUAGACGCGUCUCCUGAGACAGCUACAAGAUCACAGAGACGUGAAUACCAAACAGAGAUUCUGUCUGUAAUCAUGGAGCACCUGUUGGCAGCAGACGUGUUGCUAGGUGACCAGGCUGCACUACCAAUCUCAUCUGGUGGAAAUUACUCCAACAUGGCAAACAAUGUCUUCUACUUUGCUAGUCGCCUUGUGGACAAAGUCUGGCAAGGUGUAUUUACAAGAGAAACAAAGGAGGUUUUUGAAUUCAUCAGCAAACUCAUUGCACAGAGCAAAAGAAAAUCUUCGGGUGUGUCCCUGGACUUGAUCUACCGAUCACUCAACAGAACAGUUCUAUACCAGCUGUCACGACCCAUUCACACAGUUUCUGCACAGACCACGGUUCUAGAUGCUCUUCAUAAGCUGACUAAUAACAGAACACUAAUUUUUGGUCCUAAGAAUUAUGAUCCGGAUUUUCUAGUGUGCCUCUGUUACUGCUUACUCCAACUCACUGAUGAUCCAGAGAAAAGCAUGGAGAAUUUACAUGGAGGAAAGGCUUUAAGGACUACCUGGCAUGUGAACUUUUCAGAAGAGGAAGAAAAUGGAGACCUGCAUGUUACAUAUGGCCAUUUUCUGAAAGGAUCUGGUGUUGUGGAAGGCCAUCAGCUGGUGGUGAAUGCUGCCAAGCGAGUAUGGGAGGAACUGUACGCCUGUAAAAAACCAGCUUUGGAAGAGAUUUUCAAAACUCAGCUUAAUAGCAUCGAUAACAGUUCAGCUUCCUUGUCUUCUCCAGAUUUAAACACCGUCAGAGGUUUGAUACAGGAAUAUGCUUCAAAGGUAUGGGUGACAUAUGCAGAGAGUGAACGAAAGUGCCAGGCAUCUUACGCAGAGAGAAUUCCCACCCAGAUACAGUCAACUCUUCAAAAAGUAGGCAGUGGAGUUUUGAGAUUGGCUACCCGGAAAGGGAAGAAAGAGUUACCUCUGAAAGUAUCCCCAUGUUCCAAUGUUCAUAUGACGGAUUUCAUAUCUUGGACAUUGUCUCACAUUUCCAUUGUAAAGGAUCUUGUACAGCUACAAUAUCAGCAAUAUCUGAAGGCUCAAGAACAUAUGGAACGGUAUCUGGUUGAGGAGUGGACACAAAAUGAAGUUGACCUACUUAGGGAACGGGGCCUUUGGGGCCCAUCACUGGGAUCAAGGCUCAUGAAGUGGAUGCUGGACAUGACAGAGGGUCCUAGUCGCAUGAUGAAGAAGAUGAUUCCAAAUGAUAUGUUUUAUGCCCACUACCCAUACAGACCUGAUAUGGAGGACAGUCCCCUUAAGUACAAGAUUGCUAUGAGCCAUGACAGCAAAGAGUACUUCGAAAGAUUCCGCUCGCAGACCCUGGUGGAGCCUGAUGUUCUCCCCAUUAUGAGAGGGGUGGAGGAUACCAGUGAAACGGACAGUGUAGAGGAAAAACUCCCAGAUGAUAUUACCAGAAUGACCAAGCUCCUUGGCCGCCCUUCCAAACAGAGACAAGUGGAUGUGGAUGAGGAGUCUGAGGAUCCUUCUUAUGUGGAGAAUCUGACUGAGAUAGAAAAGACGGAAAACCAAGGAGAGGAGGGUCGAGAGGGGCCACCAGAAUCCUCAGGGUCCAAGACAGACAAUAACCAAACAAUACUCAGAAUAUUAGGGGAGGGAGAAAAGAUUACUAAUAUAUUUCGAUGUGCCCGAAUACAAGGGUUGGACACAGCAGAAGGUCUUUUAUUGUUUGGCCGUGAACAUUUCUAUGUGAUUGAUGGAUUCACCAUGUUGAGGACCCGAGAAAUUCGUGAUAUUGACAGUUUACCACCUGACUUACAUGACCCAAUCAUUCCAAAGACAUCUAAAGGCUGUGGAACUCAGAAGCGUUUGUGCAGCAAGUUUGCAUAUGAAGACAUUCGUGAGGUCCACAAGAGACGCUACCUUCUGCAGCCAAUAGCUGUAGAAGUAUUCUCAGCAGAUGGAAGAAACUAUCUCUUAUCAUUUCCUAGAAAACUGAGAAACAAAGUGUUUGCCAAGUUUAUGUCGGUAGCCACAGCAAUGACAGAUAGUGCCCAGCAGUCUGUGUCGGGGCAGAAACAGGGGGCCAAAAUAGAGGCAGGGUCUGGUAUCAUCAGUUCUCUGAUGGGUGAAAAGUCUGUAACUCAAAGGUGGGAGCGAGGAGAAAUAAACAAUUUCCAGUACCUGAUGCACUUAAAUACUCUGGCUGGACGUUCUUACAAUGAUCUGAUGCAGUAUCCUGUGUUUCCAUGGAUUGUUGCUGAUUAUGAUUCUGAGGAAUUAGAUCUGUAUGAUGAAAAAACAUUCAGAGACUUGAGUAAACCUAUGGGUGCUCAAACGCCUGGCAGACUACAACAGUUUAAAAAACGCUACCAGGACUGGGAUGACCCUCAAGGGGAGACUCCACCCUACCAUUAUGGUACUCACUACUCAUCUGCUAUGAUUGUAGCAUCUUACCUAGUCAGAAUGGAACCAUUUACUCAACACUUCCUGUCCCUUCAGGGUGGACAUUUUGAUCUGGCUGACAGGAUGUUCCAUAGCGUGAGAGAAAACUGGUACUCAGCUGCCAAGAACAACAUGGCUGACGUUAAGGAACUUAUCCCAGAGUUCUUCUACCUACCAGAAUUCCUUAAAAACUCCAACAACUUUGAUUUAGGAGUGAAGCAGAGUGGUGUUGCAUUACACGAUGUAAUGUUACCUCCCUGGGCCAAGGGAGACCCUAGAGAAUUCAUUAGAGUCCACAGGGAGGCCCUGGAAAGUGACUAUGUGAGUGCACAUCUCCAUGAGUGGAUAGAUUUAAUUUUUGGUUACAAACAACAAGGGCCAGCAGCAGUAGAAGCAGUCAAUGUUUUCCAUCAUCUGUUCUAUGAGGGAAAUGUAGACAUAUAUAGUAUAGACGACCCACUGAAGAAGAAUGCCACCAUUGGCUUCAUUAAUAACUUUGGUCAGAUUCCCAAGCAGUUGUUCAAAAAACCCCAUCCCCAGAAGAGGUUAGCAUUUAGACUCAAUGAGUCAUUACCCAUGGGGAUUGUUCCUAGUCAAGAUCGACUGUUCUUCCAUAAUGUGGAUAAUCUGAGACCAGCAAAACAAGCUAUUAAAGACCAUAUGCUAUAUACGAAAUUAAGGAGUGCUGUUGGACAGAUCAUUGCAACAGAUCGAGUUGUCAUGGCAGUGGAACAAAACAAAGUCCUCAUUCCAAACACCUACCAGAAGUAUUUGUCCUGGGGAUUCUCAGACAGGAGUCUUCGCAUAGGGACAUAUGACUCAGACAAGGUAUCUCAGGUGUUUGAAUGCCUGGACAAUGGAGAAAUUCUCUGUGCAACAUGUCCCAAUGUGAAGACCUACAUCACUGGUGGAACAAGCUGUGUGGUCAAUGUAUGGGAGAGCAGACAGAAGCGUCUGACCCUUAAGCAGCCUCUGUACGGACACACGGAGGCCGUCACUUGUUUAGCCUCAUCGCAGGGCUACAACAUGGUGGUCAGUGGCUCCAGGGAUAAGACCUGUAUUAUAUGGGAUUUCAGUCGACUGCAGUUUGUUAGGCAGUUAAGGGGUCAUUCUGGUCCUGUAGCUGCUGUCUGUAUAAAUGAACUUACUGGGGAUAUUGCCUCUUGCUCGGGAACUUAUCUGUAUUUGUGGUCCAUUAAUGGAGAGGAGAUUGCCUGUGUAAACACAGCACCCCCACAGAACAACCAGCAGAUCCUGUGUCUGGCUAUGUCACAGAUGUAUGAGUGGGACAACAAAAAUGUCAUUUUAACAGGAAGUAAAGAUGGUGUGGUCCGGAUGUGGUCAGUAGAGUAUGUGCAAGUGCUAAAAGAGGAGAAAAAGAAUCUCAAAGUCGAGGAAAAGGGCCCAUCAGAAAAUAAAGAAAAAUCGAUCAAUCAAAAUGAUGCUUACAAGGACAUCCAGACAGCAGUGGAUCGAUUGAAGGCUUUCAAAGAUCUAAGGGUGGAAAAUAAAGAAGUGGAGCUUGGUUCCUCAGUGGAUAGUGAGAGCCACAUGGGAUUACAUGCUCUAUCAAAUCCAGUGAUGUUGGAGCAUGAGGACAGCAUAGUCAGCAGUGUCAGUAAUGUGACGCCUCACAAUGAGGAUACAGUCAGUAUCGACAGUGAAGACCAGCUGUCAGUGAAGUCAUCGGAUCCCUCAAUAGACACAGCUAUUGAUGCAGUUCUCCAAGUGGAGGAAGACCUCGACAGUUGUACACAAGUGGAUUCAGUUAAAGGCGGGAUCAGCGACCGCAGUCAAAGUCAGCCAGACUUUACAGACUUGCCAAAGGAAGCAGAUAUCAUGGUUAAAUCUAUGUCAACAGAUUUUGAAGUGAUAUCAGAAGUGGAUGUACAAGUAACACCCAAAACAAUGGAAGACUUGUUGAAGAAAUACAAAGGGAAUGCUAGAAAUUACCUGAGAGAGGGAUUUAAAUGGCAGAGACAGUUAAUGUUCAGAAGCAAGCUGACCAUGCACACUGCGUUUGAAAGAGAUGACAACAAAGAACCAGCAGUCAUCUCUGCAAUAGCUGUCUCCAAGGAUCACCGUACUGUGUUUGUUGGAGAGGACAAAGGUCGUGUGUAUAGUUGGACCGUAACCGAUCAGCCAGGGCGAGUGGUCGCAGAUCACUGGAUCAAGGAUGAUGGAGUAGAAAAGUGUCAUUCAUGCUCCAUCAGAUUCUCAUUUUCUGAACGCAAGCAUCACUGCCGAAACUGUGGGAAGGUGUUCUGUUCAAAGUGUAGUCGGUAUGAGACAGAAAUUCGCCGCCUGCGAAUCCUGAAGCCUGUUCGUGUAUGUCAAGCUUGUUACAACGUAUUGCGAGCCCAACAAGCUGCAGAAGCUGUUUCACAGAACAAAGUAUGAUAUUCAAUGGUCAAAGUCUUGCGACUUUGUGACUUAACAAUACUUCUAUGUUCAGUAAUAACGUUCUCUAGAAUUCCUUAACUGUAGGAAAUCAUUCGUUCAAGGAGAAAGAUUAAGCAUAACAAAUGGGUUUUGUAUUGCGAUUGAUUUAUGUGUAUAUGUUAUAAUACAUGUAUAUGAAGGAAAUCGUUCUCUGUCUGUUAUUGAUGUUUUAGUAUUUAUUGUUUUAGAGAGAUUUACUGGUCAUGUGAAAUAAGAUUUGUCAGAUAUUACUACUGUGUUCUAGUCCCGUAUAAAGUCUGUAUAGACAUGACCUUCACCUUGCUGAUAAUGGGGUGCUUAAUGCAUUGUUAUGUAAAUCAUGCUUGUUUUAGGUUGUUGACACAAAGUAAUCAUGUGAACAAUGUGCAGCAUAAAGAUGACUGCAGAAAUUUUAUUCCAAAUGCUGACUGUGAUAUUUUUAAGUUGUUGUAGCAAGUUUAGUUCACCCCUCAUUGCUUUCAGAAUACCCCCAUUCCUUGGUCAUUAAAAGACUGGUAAACCAUGCAAUAUACUAAGAGUGCAAUAUUAGAUCAAACUUACUCCACCUCCUACAGUAUCUCUUUUCAUUGAGUAGAAUACAACUCAUUAUAAUGAAAUAUAUAGUAAUGAAAUUUAUUGUUCCACAAAUUCAAGACAUUAAUUAAAAUAUACCAUGUAAUUUUAGAGUUUAGAGAUCAAAAUGUAUGUUCACUGGUUUACAAAGUUCAUCAGUAUUUGGUGUUAUAUUUGUUUUCCAUUUUCCCCCAUCUUGUGAGUUUCCUUUUGCUUUUAGAUAUACUGUAUAAUGGGUACUUUUGGGGGUUGCAAAUUUUUGGUAUUUAAUCUUGAAAAUGUAGCAAAUUCCAAUUUCUGUGGUUGCAUUAUAACGACACACUUUAAUAGAUGACAUCUUAAUUUGUUGUUAAAAUAUUUUGCAAUUGUAAUUUUGGGGGAUUUUUCUCAUCUGCAAAAAAUGUACAAUCACAGAAUAUACCCAUUAUACAAUAAAUGUUUAUGGAUAUCAAGAUCGCUUUUAUUUCCUUCUUGUUGCUGCAAGCCAAAAAUAUUUCAUUAGGACAGAUCUGAGGAGCUAUUUGAAUGGUAUAAUGUUAACUUAAGCGUAGCUACUGUGUAGGUGUGGUUACAAUAUAACUUUCUAUAUACUUUAUUGUGUCUGUGUGGGAACAAAAUAUGUGGUGAAAUGGAAAUAGAUUGUUAGAGGUUGUACCAUCCAAGCAACUUGUAAGAACCUUUAUACACCAUAUAUAUACAUAUAACUUUAUAAAGUUAAUGUUAAGUCUUUUGUCUACAGUCUAAUCUUAUUUUGUGUAACUGGUCCAGAGUUCAGCUCAUUAAUAAAAUAUUGAAUUCAU